GUACAUCCGGUUCACCUCGCUCACUCCAGCGUUUGACAGCUGAAGAAUGUCAUCGCCUCACCGGGAGCUGUGCGGCGGGAGAAAUGACGGGUGGGACAGAGAUCAGCAUACCGGACUCGGGGGCAGUGUUCACCUUUGGGAAGAGUAAGUUGAGGGAGAACGUUCCCAGUCGUUUCUGGCUGAAGAGUGACGUUCCUGCACGCAUCUCCUGUGGUGACGCCCACUCCGUCCUGGUGACGGGGCAGGGUCGCCUGUACGUGUUUGGCAGCAACUCCAGCGGCCAGCUAGGCUUGGAGACCAAAGGAGCUUUAAGUAAACCUACAAGUGUGAAAGCUCUGAGGUCUGAGAGAGUGCAUCUGGUGGCCUGUGGGAGGAAUCACACCAUAAUCAGCACCACACGAGGACAGAUCUACGCUACAGGAGGAAACAGAGACGGACAGCUGGGCCUAGGUCACCAUGGCAACAGAACUACCUUUGAGCAGCUGCACCCCUUUUGUGAGCACGCACCAAUCAAAAUGCUCUCAGCUGGGAGCAAAACCUCAGCCGCCCUGACAGAGGACGGCAGGUUGUUCAUGUGGGGUGAUAACUCUGUUGGUCAACUUGGACUGGGAUCUACAAAGGAUGUCUUGUUUCCACGGGAACUGAAAGUUGGUCAUCCAAUCACGUGGGUCUCUUGUGGAUUCAAACAUUCCGCACUCGUCACAGAUGUGGGAGGUUUGUAUACCUUUGGGGAGAGCUCAGGUGGGAGGUUGGGCCUGCCCCCUAACCAGCUGGCCAAUCACAGAGUCCCUCAGCAGGUGAACAUUCCAGAAUGUGUCCAGAAAGUGGCGUGUGGAGGUGCACACACACUGGCCCUGACAGACGAGCACCUGUACUCGUUCGGUCGUGGGGAGUGUGGUCAGCUGGGUUUAGGGACGUUCCUUUUUCAGGUUGACCUGCCCACAGCUGUCAAUCGCACCGGAAGGGGCGGGAUUACACACAUCACCUGUGGAGAUAACCACUCCGCCAUUGUAACAGGCAAGAUGCACACACACGGUCGUCACGGGAAACUAGGCCUUGCAGAUGAGAACUAUGCCAACCAGUUCAAUCCGACUCUGUGCCAACGCUUUCUCAACUUCCAUGUGGAGACAGUUGUGUGUGGGGGCUGUCACAUGCUGGUGUUUGCUUGCCCGCGGCCUGAUGAGAUGGAGGUGUGUGUGGAGCAGGAUGAGGUCACGCCCCCUUACCUGGAGCCAGCCGUCUCCACUCUCCUGCUGGGACCGCCCCCCGAUUGCUCCUCCAAUUGCAUCACAAUAACCAGCACUCAGCCCUCCCCUCAGCACAGCAGCCUAUCACCACGAGCCAGGCGCAGAGAGAGGGAGGGAUCGUUUGAAGGUUUUGGUCCAAUCUUCCAGAACUUUCCUCUUCUCUCGCCUCAGCCCCUCUCUCUGACGCCCAUCGGCCCCAGACCCGAUCCCAGAGCCUCGGACGAGGGAUCCCCCAAACGCCCCCCCAAAACCCCCCUCAAGCGCACCCCCACCGGACCCCCUGCCGACCUGCCCACAGACACCCCCAAACGCAAGGCCGUAGCCGCCAAGACCCAAGCUAGCGACAAAAUGGCUGCCAAACCUGUGGACAGGAAGCAAGAAGCUGCCUCUAAUUCGCCUGUAGAGAUGCAGAGGCCUUCCACAGGAGGGGAGGGCUCCAACCAGGCCACUGCCACAGAGGGGCCAGACACCAAGAAGCCCAAGGUCAUGACAGAAGAACACGAUGGCGAUGGAGAGGAGAGCGAGGCCUCGGACGGUCAAGCACAGUUACUGAAGGUCAAGCAGAUCAAAGAUUCAUCAUCUCACAUCAAGACUCCUAAGGCCAAGAGCCAGUCACCAUCCACAGGAGAAGCCAGUGCAGCACUGGCAGGCUCAGCAGCUCUACUGAAGGAGGCGGUCUCACACACGCCAGAGGACACUACACACAGGACGACAACCCCUCAGGACCAAUCGGCAGCCAGCAGCGACCAGGAAGCAAUGGACCAAAUGACCAAUGAGGACAGACGGAGCAGGAAGUCAGGAAGGGAAUCUGUGCUCAAGGAUGAUGGAGAGGAUGUGGGAGGGCCAGACAAGAAGGAGGAGGAGAAGGAGGAGAAGAAGGAGGAGAGUGAAGACUGGAGCUUAAGUGUCGGGGAGGAGAAGGAGGAGGAGGAGGAGGGUGAAGAGAAAGAGGGAGAGAUGGAGAGUGGCGGAGAGGAAGAGGAAAAUGGGGAUGAAGAAAAGAGUGAGGGAGCGUCAGAGGAAGAGGAGGAGGAGGAGAAUAAACAGAAUGAGGAAGAAGGCGAGGACGGAGGGAAAGAAGAGGGGGAAGGUGAGGAAGAAGAGGGGGAAGAAGAGAGCAAAGAAAAGGGAGAGGAAGAAGAACAGAAUCAUGAAGAGGAAGAGGAAGGAGAAGAGGCAGAAGAAAAGGGAGAGGAAGAAGAACAGAAUAAUGAAGAGGAAGAGGAAGGAGAAGAGGUAGAAGAAAAGGGAGAGGAAGAAGAACAGACUAAUGAAGAGGAGGGAGAAGAGGCAGAAGAAAAGGGAGAGGAAGAAGAACAGAAUCAUGAAGAGGAGGGAGAAGAGGCAGAAGAAAAGGGGGAGGAAGAAGAACAGAAUCAUGAAGAGGAAGAGGAAGGAGAAGAGGCAGAAGAAAAGGGAGAGGAAGAAGAAGAGAAUCAUGAAGAGGAAGAGGAAGGAGAAGAGGCAGAAGAAAAGGGAGAGGAAGAAGAAGAGAAUCAUGAAGAGGAAGGAGAAGAGGCAGAAGAAAGGGGGGAGGAAGAGGGAAAAGAUGAAGGAGAGGGGGAGGAGGAGGAAACAAUAGAGCAAAAAGACGAGGAAAGGAAAGAGAGCGAAGGAGAGGCUGAAGAAGAAGUCCAAGAAAAGGAGGACACGAUGGAAAGAGAUGGAAAAGGAGAUGUGGGAGUAACGGAAGCAGAGGAUGAAGAGAGGGAUGGAGAGAUGGAGGGAAGGGCGGAAGAUGGUAACGAGGAGAAAGGUGGAGAAGAGGAACGAGGGAUGGAGAAGGACGAGUGGGAAGAUCAGACAGAGGGAGAGGAGGAACAGUCUAAAACAGGAGGAGAGAAGACGGAAGAGAGGGAUGCAGGGAAGAGAAAGAAGGAGCAGGAAGAGCUGGAACCCAAACAGACAGACAUCAGCAGAGCGACAGGAGGCACCAGAGAUGACCGGAAACUAAAGAAAGGCAAAGCUGUGGAGAAGGAAGAAGAGGAGGAGGAGGAGGAGAAGAAGGAGGAGGAGAAGGAGAAGGAGGGAGAGGGGGAGGAGGAACGAGUAAAGCCAAUGACAACCACCAAAGAGCAAGAGAAACCAAAGCAGAAGCAGAAGACAGAGCAAAAGAAAAGACAGACAGAAGAAAAGAAAGAGAGUGAGGAGGAGGAGGAGGAGGGAGAUGAUGAUGAUGAUGAAGAUAAGGAUGAGGAUGAAGAAGAAGUCAAACCUAAACAAAGAACCAAAGAACAGGCG
Molecule: messenger RNA, 3488 nt
Organism: Clupea harengus (Atlantic herring)
Lineage: Eukaryota; Metazoa; Chordata; Actinopteri; Clupeiformes; Clupeidae
Gene: rpgra
Product: retinitis pigmentosa GTPase regulator a
Exons: 16
Cellular component (GO): cytoplasm
Source: RefSeq, a predicted model, not a curated record